This is a messenger RNA of Penicillium samsonianum, 444 nucleotides long. Its product is annotated as resistance to Congo red protein. NCBI's taxonomy places the organism in Eukaryota, Fungi, Ascomycota, Eurotiomycetes, Eurotiales, Aspergillaceae. The record is from RefSeq and is a predicted model, not a curated record. The coding region runs from base 1 to 444 and encodes 147 amino acids. The transcript is spliced from 3 exons. Gene Ontology annotation, cellular component: intracellular membrane-bounded organelle. Gene Ontology annotation, biological process: vesicle-mediated transport.
AUGCCAGUCCUAUACCCUCGAUACUGCUCUUACUAUGGGGGUAAUGACUGCUAUUCUACCUGGGACUCUUGGGGUCGCUGGGUAGCGUUCGCCGUAAUCGUCGGUGUAGCCUUCCUCCUUUUCUUCAGUUUCGCAUGCUUCAACGCACGACGCCGCCGAACUCAUGGCCAACGCCCUCUCACAGGAACUGGGUGGAUGGCUCCUCCCCCGGGACCUCCUCCGCCAAACCAACCCAUCUACCAGCAACCCCCCUACGGCGACCCUUACUACCAACAAAACGCGCCCCCUCAAUACAGCCCGAACCCUCAGCACCACGGCUACUUUGGCGCGCAAAACGCACCACCACAGCAGCAAGGAAUCGAGUUGCAGCAGCCUCCGAAUGCGUACGGUGCCAGCGGAUAUGCGCCGCCUCCUGGCCCGCCACCCAAUGGCCGCAAGGACUAG